CACGCAAGACGCUUUAGCGAAACUGGUGGAAAUUAUUUAGAAAUUAAAACAAAUCAAUUAUUUUAUCGCACCGGGUGACUUUCAAGUACAACAAACACGAGCGGUACAUAGUUUGUGUGGGUGUGUUUACGUGAAAACGGUCCGCCAGGUCACGUGACCUGGAGCCAUCUGACUCGUGGCGAAUCGAUUAAUUUGAUUCUUUUUGGAAUUAGUGCCUCGACUCUGACAUAUCUAUAUUAAAAAACCCUGCAACACAGGGUGGUAUUAAUAGUGACUAAACAACAGCAACAAGCUGUUACUACUAAUCAUUGCUGCUCUAAGGGUUGACCUUUGCCACAGUUCCGUCUGCGUGCAGCGUUCAACUUAGUACGACUCACACGCGCAUUAAACAAGAUGUCAAGGAAAGUGAUUGAACUGUUCUACGACGUGGUUUCGCCGUAUUCCUGGUUGGGAUUUGAGGUGUUGUGUCGCUACAGAAAUGUGUGGAACAUGGAGCUCAAAUUACGCCCCGCCUUUCUGGGCGGAGUCAUGCAGGAAUCAGGUAACAGGCCACCUGCGAUGGUGCCAAAUAAAGGUCUGUACAUGGUGAAUGACCUGAACCGGCUGGCGUCUUUCAUGAACAUCCCUCUGCAUCACCCUUCCGACCCGUUUGAGGUCAUGUUUAGUAAAGGUUCUCUCCCUGCGAUGCGCUUUAUAACAGCCGUGGGGGAGAAAGAGAAAGGCAGCGAUCGUCUGGUGGAGAACGUUUCUAGAGAGGUGUGGAAGCGAAUCUGGAGCAAGGAUCAGGACAUCUGUGAGCCAGUGUCUCUCUCUGAGGCAGGACAGAAGGCUGGUUUGUCCUCCAGCGAAGUGGAAGAAGUACUCCAGCUGGCCAAAUCUCAGCCAAUCAAAGACAAACUGAAACAAACUACACAAGAAGCAAUUGAGUACAAGGCGUUCGGGUUUCCUCUCAUCGUCUGUCACGGCGACGGAAAACCUCAGGUGUUCUUUGGAUCAGACCGUUUCGAGCUCAUGGCUUUCUGCAUCGGAGAGAAGUGGCUUGGUCCACAACCCAGCAAGCCCACUGCACAUCUUUAAAAACACCCGGUUUCAAUAAAAUCUGUACUUACUCCUAA
Molecule: messenger RNA, 1115 nt
Organism: Hemibagrus wyckioides
Lineage: Eukaryota; Metazoa; Chordata; Actinopteri; Siluriformes; Bagridae
Gene: gstk1
Product: glutathione S-transferase kappa 1
Exons: 8
Coding region: 394-1077 (227 amino acids)
Biological process (GO): glutathione metabolic process
Cellular component (GO): peroxisome; mitochondrion
Molecular function (GO): glutathione peroxidase activity; glutathione transferase activity
Source: RefSeq, a predicted model, not a curated record